Asterias rubens (European starfish) is the source of this 3425-nucleotide messenger RNA. RefSeq names its product probable E3 ubiquitin-protein ligase RNF144A-A. Gene Ontology annotation, cellular component: cytoplasm; ubiquitin ligase complex. Lineage: Eukaryota; Metazoa; Echinodermata; Asteroidea; Forcipulatida; Asteriidae. The record is from RefSeq and is a predicted model, not a curated record. Gene Ontology annotation, biological process: protein polyubiquitination; positive regulation of proteasomal ubiquitin-dependent protein catabolic process; ubiquitin-dependent protein catabolic process. The transcript has 9 exons. Bases 292 to 1194 code for a protein of 300 amino acids. Gene Ontology annotation, molecular function: zinc ion binding; ubiquitin protein ligase activity; ubiquitin conjugating enzyme binding.
UACACACAUUAAUUUGUAAUGUUAAAAUUGUGUGUUUCUUGUUGUGUCCGUAAAAUAGGACAAUUGCAUUGUAUUGUUCUCGCUACAUUUUUAACAUUUGGUGAUGGUUAUGUACCCAAGAAUGCUCCAUCAAGUAAUUAAUUCUGCCGGUUACUUUUUGGAAUGAGCAAACCUACAGGUACAGUGCACGGAAAACAACAGUCUCCGAUGCGGAGGUAGAGAAAUCUUCAGGUUGACUACUUAACUGUUUCCAGCAAUCCAGUGUUGUUUUUUUAUCAACCAAGCGUUGCCAUGGCAAUCAGUACAGUGAGUGGUGAACUAGCGCUGGAUCCCCUUAUAACAUGUAAACUGUGCCUUUGUGAAUAUCCCAUGAAGGAAAUGCACCAAAUGCAAGGAUGUAGCUGUGUGUAUUGUAUAUUGUGUCUUCGUCAGUACUUGUCAAUUCUUAUCCAGGAGAGUGCCAUCAGUAGUAUAACCUGCCCUGAUGCAGCAUGCAGAGAGAAGGGCAAAGUCCUCGGCAACGAGGUAAAAUUUCUUGUUGAAAGUGAAGUGUUUGAGAGAUACAAGCAAGUCAAAUUUGAGCUCGAGGUAGACCUUGAUCCCAGCAGAACCUGGUGCCCCGAAGUCGGCUGUGAGACUAUCUGUCAUGUGUGCAACGGGGACCCGUCUAAAGCUAAGCCGGUGCAUUGCCCGACCUGCGGUACAAAUUUCUGUUCAAUCUGCAAAUCCCGUUGGCACGCCAACCUGUCAUGUGGUGAAUACAUGGGCACGUUGACACACAAGGCCAGCUCAAGUUCUCAUGUUCUGGAAGCGCUCGGUUUACCCUUUGACAAUGAGGAUGUAGCCAAGAUUAAACGCUGUCCGAUGUGUCAUAUACCGAUUGAACGAGAUGAGGGGUGCGCACAGAUGAUGUGCAAAAGAUGUAAACACGUAUUCUGUUGGUACUGCCUGGCAAAUCUUGACGACGACUUUUUACUGCGGCACUAUGAUAAGGGGCCAUGCAAGAACAAACUCGGGCAUUCCAGAGCGUCUGUCAUUUGGCACAGAACACAGGUUAUUGGAAUCUUCGCUGGAUUUGGCCUUCUCCUCUUUCUUGCCUCACCCUUUCUCCUCCUCGUUGCUCCAUGCAUCCUCUGCUGUAAAUGUAAAUGGUGUCGAUGCUGCGACGAAGACGACGACCUCCCACCAGCUUGAGACGCCAACACCGAGGGGACGAGUCUGUAAAUAUCAAAAGGAUAUAGUAAAUACAUGUACACUACCAUAGGUUAAAGAAGGAUAGUGGUUUAUUCUCUCAAAACCUCUUGUUCCCAAGGAAGACAUUAUGUGACUCAGCUGAAGGACAUUUUGUCGAAGCGAGCCUUGCCCGAUGGGAGGACAUCUUCUCAGCAUAAAACGGCGCAUCAAUCUAAAGGAUCUGAAUGUCUUGUUUUAGGAGACACGAUUGGGGAAAAUACGUGCAGGCGGUCAGCCGAGGGUCACACGUCCUUAUGAGAGUUUCCAGUGAAUGUUUUUCUGGGAAAGACAUUGUAGAUCGAUUUGAUUUGCUACAUGUCACGUUUGAAGAAGAAAAAAGACUUGCUGGCAAGCUUUAUAAACUCUGGCAUGUUUGGCCUUCGUUGUUGUCAAAGGGGGAAGCACAUGGAACUUAGGUUGCCAGCUACAAGACAAGUCACGCUACAAGACAAGUCACGCAAUCCGACGAUAGCUCAGGGGCUAGCUAUUGAUGUGAGCUAGGGGGCUAGCUAUGUGAGCUCAGGGGCUAGCUAUGUGACCUUCGGGGCUAGCUAUGUGACCUUCGGGGCUAGCUAUGUGAGCUCGGGGCUAGCUAUGCGAGUUCGGCAGCUAGCUGAGUGAGCUCGGGGGCUAGCUGUGAGAGCUCGGUGGCUAGCGAUGAGAGCUCGGGGGCUAGCUAUAUGAGCUCGGGGCUAGCUAUGUGAUCUCAGGGGCUAGCUGUGUGAGCUCGUGGGCUAGCUAUGUGAGCUCAGGGGCUAGAGAUGAGAGCUCGGGGGCUAGCUACGUAUAUGAGCUAGGGGGCUAGCCAUGUGAGCUCAGGGGCUAGCUAUGUGACCUUCGGGGCUAGCUAUGUGAGCUCGGGGGCUAGCUAUGCGAGUUCAGCGGCUAGAGAUGAGAGCUCAGGGGCUAGCUAUGUGAGAUAGGGGGCUAGCUAUAAACUCAGGGGCUAGCUAUGUGAGUUCAGGGGCUAGCUGUGUGAGCUCAGGGGCUAGCUGUGUGAAAGCUUAGGGGCUAGCCAUGUGAGAGUUUAGGGGCUAGCUAUGAGAGCUCGGGGGCUAGCUAUGUGAGUUUAGGGGCUAGCUAUGUGAGCUCGGGGGCUUCCUGUGUGAGAGCUUAGGGGCUGCCAUGUAAGGACAGCAGCUAGCCAUGUUGGCUCAGGGGCUAGCCAUGUAAGGUCAGCAGCUAGUCAUGUUGGCUCAGGGGCUAGCCAUGUGAGAGUUUAGGGGCUAGCUAAGAGAGAUCAUGGUCUUCAAAUAUGAGCGUUGUUCCCAUCCUGAUUUUGAGCACUUCUAAAACAAGUGAAAACAUCUUUCACUGCCUAAAAAAAACCACUGUCUUCAUCUAUAAUUUAUUUUUAGCAAAUAUGGCAGUGUAUUUGUAUUAAUUAUUUAUGUUAAAGUAAUUCAUUUUGGGUGUUCAUCGGUAGUUUUAUUGGCUAUGAGAUGGGAUUUCUUUUUAAAAAUUAAAUUGGGAGAAUCGGUUACUGCCCUCUCGACCUUACUUGCUUAAGUCGAGUGAUGUCAUCGAAUCACGUUGGUUCCCCAAGCCUUUCUGUCCCCCAUUGCCGACUUAAAAUCUGUUGAUUCAAAUCCCGUGUCCAUUUUGAGAAUGUCAGUAUAAGUUAGUGCCGGUCUACCAGGUUUCCUCCUCCCAUGCUUAGGGGUCCACCGAACAAUAUUGGACACUGGUUCACUUUGCUCCUGUAGCAGUGGCAAGCAAAGCGCAUCCUUCUCUGUCUGAUUUUUUGCUGAGAGCUUGGGUAGAUUCCAUGUAGGACUUUGUUUGUCAUAUUUUGACUCCAGUGGAUGUUAAGAGCUCGACCACCUGGCCAGUAAUUUUAACAAUGUGUCAGUAACCCCAAUGGAUUGACAUACCUUCUAGGCCACUAUGCCACUAGCCUGAGAAUUUUAGCAGAGGGCGCUGGUUCAAAUCCCACUCUAGUCAGUUUGUCUUUGUUCACCCUAAAAUUGAUUUAUAACUGCCAAUUCACCUUGUGGUUAGUUUACUUGAAACAAUUAUUCUCUGUGUAAUUUUGUACAUUUAUGUAAUAUUUUUACAAAUAAUGGAUGACAUUGUGGUAGUUACAAUGUAUAAAGCACAACCUUUGCACAUUAAGGUGUUCUGAUAAGUUUAAAGGCAGUGGACACUAUUGGUGAUUGUCAAAGACUAGACUUCACAGUUGGUGUAUCUCA